Asparagus officinalis (garden asparagus) is the source of this 1263-nucleotide messenger RNA. RefSeq lists its product as uncharacterized. The coding region runs from base 1 to 1263 and encodes 420 amino acids. The transcript has 3 exons. The record is from RefSeq and is a predicted model, not a curated record. NCBI's taxonomy places the organism in Eukaryota, Viridiplantae, Streptophyta, Magnoliopsida, Asparagales, Asparagaceae.
AUGGGGGCACUUAUCAGUGAUUCCCAAAGUGCUUUUAUUGACAAGCUUUUCAAAUAUCACCCAAAAUGCUCAAAGCUCAAAAUCUCCCAUCUUUUCUUUGCUGAUGACCUGCUACUAUUUUACAAAGCUGAUAUCUACUCAAUUGCAAAACUGAAAGAAUGCCUAUCUGAAUUCAGUCAAGUUUCUGGGUUGGAGACUAAUCCAAAUAAAUGUUCCAUAAACAUGAGUGGAAUUGGGGAGGACUUGAAAACCCAUAUCUGCUCUCUUUUGAAUUUUGCUAAAGGAAGAUUACAACUUAUCAAAUCAGUCAUCCUAGGCAUACAAAAUUUCUGGACUAACAACUAUGUUCUGCCAACAAAGGUAUUGAAGAAAAUUGAUAGUCUCUGUGCAGAUUUCCUAUGGAAUCAUAAAAUCCAUUUGCUGUCCUGGAAGACAAUUUGUCAAAGCAAGGAACAUGGAGGGCUUGGGGUUUUCUCUGCAAAAAUCUGGAAUACUGCAGCUGCAAUCAAGCUUAUUUGGAUGAUACAUCUUAAGAAAGGUUUGUUAUGGAUUAAAUGGGUGCAUGGAAAUUAUCUCAGACAGUUCAAUAUUUGGCAAGUACAAAGUAAAGUAAAUGACUCUUGGAUGUGGAAACAAAUAAUUAGAGUGAGAGAUAAAGUGAUUUGCAAGCUGGGAGAUGUUUCAAAUGUCCAGAAUGUCAUCAGUAAGUGUUGCUCUGGAAGUAAUUUUCAGAUAUCUGCUUUUUACCAUGAGCUCAUCAAUCAAAAUGUUAAUACACAAAUGGUCUGGUCUAAAACAGUCUGGGAUGAAUGGUCAUAUCCUAAACAUUCCUUCAUCUCUUGGCUUGCUAUCCAUUCUAGACUGUUAACAAAGGAUAGAUUAUGUCACAUGAGGAUUCUUGACAUCAAUCAACAUCAUAGGGACUGUGUUUUGUGCACGUUUCAGCAACAAGAAACCUGCAGGCAUCUCUUCUUCGACUGUGCAUACUCAGCUGAACUCUGGAAUAAUGUUAUGGUAUGGCUGAAAUACAAAUGGAAGUCUUGCAAUUGGGAUUCUAUUAUAGACUGGUAUAGCUCUAAUCUGAAAGGAAAGGGGUUUAUGAAGAGAAUUAAAAGAAUGGCUUUAACUGUAUCAAUCUAUGCUAUAUGGAAGGAAAGAAACCAAAGAAUAUUCCAGCAGAGAACACAAGAUCCAGCAACAAUUUUUCGAAGAGAAAAUCCUGGUAUUUUGAUGUUCUACACAAUUUACACAUUUGGAAAAUGA